AUGGCGGACUCGCAAGUCGUUUGCGGCAUACUUGAUGAGAUGACUAGUAGUAUGACAUCAGUGCGAGAGUCGAUGCAAUCCCUCAAACAAAAAUUAACAACUGCAAAUGAGAUGGAUAUGAAGGACGGAAUCUCAUUGCUUUCACUCAAACACCAUCUGCUUCUGUCGUACUUGCAGUCGCUUGUCCUCCUCUCUGCACGCCGAGCAACUGGAGACUCGUUAACAGAGAGAACACCAACCAGUUCCCCCUUCAGUACAGUCGAUCGAGAGGCACGGGGCUCUGGCGCUGGCGAUCUGGUUGACUCUAUGAUAGAGGGUCGCGUUGUACUUGAAAAAAUAAAAGUCCUGGAAAGCAGGAUGCGAUACCAGAUCGAAAAGCUAGUCAGAGUUGCUGAAGAAGUACCUUCUGGCAAAGAUGUGGUCGAAGAUCCUCUCGCCUUCCGUCCAAAUCCCCAAAAUCUCGUCGACGAUGAGCAGCACUCCGACGAGGACCAAGACGCCCGUUCAGAUGUUGAAGACCCCGAUGGAAUAUACCGCCCUCCCAAGCUCGCACCCAUGCCCUACACGCGGAAGCCGCAACCGACAAGC
This is a messenger RNA of Suillus subaureus, 588 nucleotides long. RefSeq lists its product as uncharacterized. The transcript is spliced from 3 exons. Gene Ontology annotation, cellular component: small-subunit processome; nucleolus. The record is from RefSeq and is a predicted model, not a curated record. The annotation marks the transcript as partial. NCBI's taxonomy places the organism in Eukaryota, Fungi, Basidiomycota, Agaricomycetes, Boletales, Suillaceae. Gene Ontology annotation, biological process: maturation of SSU-rRNA from tricistronic rRNA transcript (SSU-rRNA, 5.8S rRNA, LSU-rRNA).